Molecule: messenger RNA, 375 nt
Organism: Ilex paraguariensis (yerba mate)
Lineage: Eukaryota; Viridiplantae; Streptophyta; Magnoliopsida; Aquifoliales; Aquifoliaceae
Source: the annotation of a GenBank genome assembly
GCGUCGGUUACUGGUAGUGGCCUUAGGAUGUUACUCUGUUUUCGGCUUACUCUGUUUUUCAAUUUCAUGCAUAUGGUCUGCUAUUUAAGCAGCCGUGGAUUAUCAAUGAAGGAGAGAAAAUUAUUCCAGUUAAACUGUGGUACAUCCUCACCCGAAGAGGAUAUUUUCGUGAGUGUUUUUUAUUUACUUCUACAUGAGACGUACCAUUGGUAUCAAAGCCAGGUAUCUUAUGGGAACCAACAAGGAGCAAAUGGGGCACUUGGAGUCUGGGCUCGGUGUUGCUCGCUAAUCCGAAGUCCUCAAGUCAUGGCAAUCACCACCGAGAACACCAAGAUGGAGGCCGACAGAUGGUCUCGUCCAAAUCAGCCAAUCUAG